This is a messenger RNA of Pestalotiopsis fici W106-1, 1104 nucleotides long. RefSeq lists its product as uncharacterized. Gene Ontology annotation, molecular function: hydrolase activity. The transcript has a single exon. The record is from RefSeq and is a predicted model, not a curated record. Bases 1 to 1104 code for a protein of 367 amino acids. NCBI's taxonomy places the organism in Eukaryota, Fungi, Ascomycota, Sordariomycetes, Amphisphaeriales, Sporocadaceae.
AUGUCUCGGCUACCAAAGACAAAAGAGGAAAUCUUGGCCACGGGUGUCAUUGACCCCGAGUUCAAAAAAGUGAUUGAAAAGACGCCAGUGCCUCGAGGCGCAUUCUAUCAGCUCAGCGAUCUAAAGGAAAUCAAUGAGCUGUCACUGCCAUGGACCCAAAAGAGGCUGGCAGCGAGCCGACCGCCGAAUCUCGCAGAGCAUGAGCGCUACAUCACCAUGAAAGAAGGCCAUCGGCUGCGGCUGCUAAUCAGCCACCGAGCCAACCUUGGCCCCGAGGCACGCUGUCCCCUCGUUGUAAUGUUCCACGGCGGCGGCCACUGCGUCGGGAACCCCGAGUCCCAGGUGCCUCUGGCGCGCCGUCUAGCGCUCGAGCACAAUGCCGUCGUGGUGCUGCCGACCUAUCGCCUCGCCCCGGCGGACCCGUUCCCGGCGUCCAUCCACGACGCGUGGGCCACGGUCCGCCGCUUGGCAGCCGAGACGCAGAAGCCGCAGGACCCGGCGGCGCCUCUCUUGCCGCGCCAGUGCGAUGCGUCUCGCGGCUUCAUUGUCGCCGGGACCAGCGCCGGCGCCAAUCUGGCGGCCUCAAUUGCGCAUCUGGCCCGGGACGAGAAGCUCGAUCCGCCGCUGACGGGCCAGAUGCUGGUGGCCGGCACCUAUAUCAGCCACAAGCACAUUCCAAAGCGUUAUCGGCCUUAUUAUCUGGCUCGGGAACAGAACAAGGACGCUCCCGUGUUUGACCUUGAUCUCAGCGAGAUGUUUCAGAGUGCCUUUCAGCCAGACCAUGAAUCGCCACUCUGGGCCAUCUUUGACCAGCAUGAUCCCAGGGACGAGAAUUAUGAGGACUCUGAAGACCCAGGGGUCAAGUACGGACACAUGGACCUGCCGCCCGCGUACUUUCAAAUCUGCGGGCUGGACCCUGGGCGUGAUGAUAACUUGAUCUAUGAGCGGGUGCUCAGAGAAGAGUGUAGAAUUGACACAAAAGCCGAUAUCUAUCCUGGAUAUCCUCAUGUUUGGUGGUCGAAUUUUCCGGAACUUGAAGCAUCCAAGAAGAGAGACGACGACGCUGUUCUUGGUGUAAAGUGGCUACUUGGGUUCAGUAGUUGA